GGGGAUUGAAGUAGCUUACUAUUCCAUUUUGAUUAGUAAAGAGAAUUUAUAGUACAUCUAAUUCCAUUGACCCCAAACAAACGCUCAAUCCCCUUUUCAUAAUAAAGAGAAAAAGAAAUAUUCUCUCGUCAUCUUCACCAGACCAGUCUCGAAGACUCGAUCAUGUCAUAUCUCCCUUCCAUCUGAUAAGAGGAAAGGCGACAGAAGCCUAAAACCGAAGCCACAAGAUCCGCAACAUUCUGUUCCAUUCUAGUAGUAGGCUUUUCCUUGUUUUAUAUCGAUGCGUAAACCGAGGAACACAAACACGCCUCGCUUCCCCCGCCGUUUCCGCGACCGCGGCGUUGACUCGCUCCGCCCCAUCUCCACUGCCAGACCGGCCCCUCCCGCCCCGUCCCGCGCGUCAGUGACGGUAGCGCGGCGAGCCCAAUAGGAGAGAAAAGCGCGCCAGCGGCAGUGUCCCUUCCGGCUCCGGCUGAGACUGCGGCGCGGGCGGUGCGGCUGGACCAGUUAGGAUUCGGACUCGGUCCGCGCUGCGGCCUGUGUCACCUGUGUCCGGGCGGCUCGCAGUCUGGUUGGGCUCGGAUGGUCGGUGCCGGACGCCGGGCGCGGAACCCUAACCCUAGGGGCCGGCUACAUUAGAUGCUGGGGGGCGGCGCCGGAGGCGGUGGCGCGGGCGCGGGCUUGGGACUGGACCUUUCGGCGGUGAUCCAAGCGGCGGUCGUCGGGCUCGUGCUCUUCUCCGCGGCCGUCGUUGCCGUGCGCCGCGCCGCCUCGCGCUACUUCGUCGUCGACGCCGCGGGGUUCGCCGCCUCCUACGACGAUCACCACCACAGCUCGCCCGCCUCCCCGAUGUCGUCCAAGGGGAACCGGCCGGAGCAGGGGGGCGCCGCAGCGGACCUCACGGGGCCCUGCGCCGCGUGCGGUGUCGUCACCUCCAAGAAGUGCUCCGGGUGCAAGCGCGUGCGGUACUGUUCCCAAGAAUGCCAGACAAAGCAUUGGCAAAUUGAUCACAAAUUCAAGUGCAAACAAAUGAAAUCAUUGGAUCUUGCCGACAAGUUAUCCUGUGGAGGUGAGGCCAACAGUAAGAAAACAUCAGGUUUCGGUCGCAUCUCAUUGGUGCCUGCCUGUAAAAAGAUAAGCAAGGGUCAGGUCCUCUUUCCUUAUGAUGAGUUCUUAAAGUUGUACAACUGGAAAGACCUUGAUGUUGUACCUUGUGGGCUUAUGAACUGUGGCAACAGUUGCUUUGCUAAUGUGGUUUUACAAUGUCUCUCAUGCACGAGACCACUUGUGGCCUAUCUGUUAGGAAAGGACCAUAGCAGGGAAUGUUCUGUGAGGCAUGAAGAUUGGUGUUUUUUGUGUGAGCUACAAUGUCAUAUUCAGAGAGCUAGUGGAAGUUUGCACCCAUUUGCUCCUACAAACAUUCUUUCUCAUCUGCCAAAUAUUGGUGGCAAUCUUGGCGUUGGUAGGCAAGAGGAUGCUCAUGAAUUCAUGAGGUUUGCAAUUGAUAAGAUGCAAUCUGCUUGCCUUGAUGAAUAUGGAGGUGAGAAGGCUGUAGAUCUUAGCAUCCAAGAGACAACCAUUAUUCAGCACAUAUUUGGUGGGCGGCUGCAAUCACAGGUUCAAUGCACCACAUGUGGAAUGGUCUCAAACCGCUAUGAUAAUAUGAUGGAUUUGACUGUUGAAAUUCAAGGUGAUGCUGAAUCAUUGGAACGGUGCUUGGAUCAGUUCACUGCUGUUGAGUGGCUUGAUGGGGAUAAUAAGUACAAAUGCGAUGGAUGCAACGACUAUGUGAAAGCACGGAAGCACCUUUCAGUUCAGCAAGCUCCAAAUAUACUUACUAUCACUCUCAAAAGAUUCCAGACUGGUAGAUUUGGGAAACUAAAUAAGAGAGUUACAUUCCCUAUGGAGUUAGAUCUGACACCAUACAUGAGUUGCACUGAUGGAAGUGACCUGUAUGAUCUCUAUGCUGUAGUCGUUCAUCUGGAUAUGCUGAACGCAUCAUUCUUUGGACAUUAUAUAUGCUAUAUCAAAGGUUAUCAAGGAAGGUGGUAUAAAAUUGAUGACUGCAAGGUUAUGGUUGUUGAUGAGGAGGAAGUACAUGCUCAAGGCGCUUAUAUGCUUUUAUAUAGCAGGAGAACAGCUCGUCCUAGGUCACUUCUUACAGUUGAUGAGUCCGUGAAACAGCAACAACAGUGCAAAUCGCUCCUUUCCAAUGGGCAAAGCCACAUGAUACUAGCAGAUACAACAUUGAACUGUGAAUCAUCUUUGAAGAUUCCAGAAGAUAUGUUACAACAGGAUUGUGAAUCCAAUAAUGAAUCCUUGCAUGAAAUGGGUAUUAAGGACCAGGAGUCAGACAUGGAUCUACGUACAAGCAUUGAAGAUGACAAAUUCAUUAGCAAUGGAAAUCUACGUUUACCAGGUUCACUAGUAUCACAUGUUCUUGAAGAUACUAGAGCUCCAGAUUCUGUAUUAGAAGGCUCUGUGCAACUUGGCCCUCCUUUAGAAGGUGGUCCUACUACGAUGAGCUCUGUGCAGUUUGGCAACUGCACAAGUGAAGCAUCUUCGGAACAUUCCUUUGCAGAGCAAUGUGAGGUGCCUGCCUCAUGUAUUGAUUCAGUUGACUAUAUGGAUGUUGAUACUGAAGCUGGUGCAGAAGUUGAGAGAUGCGACGAACAAAGACCUGUCUUAAAUGAUUCAGUUGGAAGGCCGAAUAAUAACACAGCAACCCCAACUGCGAAUGGGGUGCCAGGAGAACCCAAACCAUCAUUUUCCUCUGGUUUUUUUGAUAAGCCCUCAAGAAAAAGAUCUUCCUUUACAGAAGAGGCUAGUGCCGGUUCUCCUCGAAAGUUAAAUGGCUAUUGCAAUGGACAUAUCAGCAGUCUAGAGCAAGAAGUUCUUUGCAACUCUGGAAGUGAAAAGUGCAAUGGAGAUGCACCCGUUACAUCCAGUAAUGGCAAAUUCUGUGCAGCUAAUGUUGAUAUGCAAUCUAUCGAUGAUUCGUUGCAUGAAGACAAGCGAGAUGUGCCUUCUGUUUCUCAUGGCUUUGAGCCAAGACCUUACAAGCUACAAUCAGACAGCAACAACAAUUGCGGUAGGACAUGCAAUGGGAAACCUAAAGCUUGCCAAGGGGACAUGUCAUUUUUACCUCGGGGCUUCCUUGGAAGGCCUAGUUCUAGAGGAAUUUCAGUCAAAGCAGAUGAUAGCUUGCCAUUUAGCACUGACGCAUCAUCAUCCUUUGGGAAUGGAAACAGUAAGUCAAGUAACAACUCAUCUUCUAUGGGUGGCUUGUCUCCUGGUUUCCUUACAAGACACCGCAGGGAAUCCACAGUCAUAGGCACAAGCUCUGACAUUCCAAUGGAUAAAAAAUCUAAUGGCGCCACAGUAGUGCCAGAUCAUGCAGAAAAAAAGGUUUCAGAUUGUACGACGAAUGGCUCUUCAUUCCAAAUAAGAGCAGCCUCCGACCACCUUGAUUGAAAUGGCCUUGCAAUUUUGACCACAAAAAACAACAGCUGUGGACAAGAAAAUGACAGUAAUGGAGCCCCAGGCAUGAGUUAUGAUGGGUCUGAACAUGAUGGACUGAGCCGACGAAUAACCUCAAUUUUUUUAGCUGGAUGGUAUUGAUGCCCAAUAAAAGCAUGACUGCAUUGUUAUAGAAUAGAGGCCAUUUCGAGCACACAAGUGAGAACUGAGAGCCUGUGUGAUCAUGUCAUGGCUGGUAUAUAAACUGAUGAAGGGCUGUGAGCUACGAAGUAAAUGCUAUGCAAUUAGGGCAAGCAUUGUUUGCUUGAUAGAAAUUUUUCCUCUUUCGCCACGUGGCUCCCUCAUAUCAGAUGGGUAGAGGGGUAUCUGGGUUUCCACACAAUUUGCAGAAACCCAGAUGCUCCCCUAAUGCCACGCUAUUUUGUUGGCAUUAGCGUUAGGUACAUAGCUGAGCGUAGGCCUACUACCGUCCCCUUAAUUCAUAGCUUAAAUAAACUGGAACUGCUGACUCCUCCGGUGUCCUGAAAGCUGAAUCAAUUGCAGAGUGAUAAGAGGAAAUUCUCAUGGCUUUCACCUUUAUAUUUUA
Messenger RNA from Zea mays, 4066 nucleotides. Its product is annotated as ubiquitin carboxyl-terminal hydrolase 18. Gene Ontology annotation, molecular function: cysteine-type deubiquitinase activity. Bases 640 to 3474 code for a protein of 944 amino acids. The record is from RefSeq and is a predicted model, not a curated record. Lineage: Eukaryota; Viridiplantae; Streptophyta; Magnoliopsida; Poales; Poaceae. The transcript is spliced from 11 exons. Gene Ontology annotation, cellular component: nucleus; cytosol. Gene Ontology annotation, biological process: protein deubiquitination.